Messenger RNA from Dibothriocephalus latus, 1479 nucleotides. The record is from the annotation of a GenBank genome assembly. Lineage: Eukaryota; Metazoa; Platyhelminthes; Cestoda; Diphyllobothriidea; Diphyllobothriidae.
AUGUUCAAAGAACUCAUUCGGCAACAUGCCGAGAAGGCACUUGCUCACGAACUUGAUGUUUUGACAGAGACUAUUCCAAAAGAGCAGGGCGAACGGAAGGAAAAGUUCCGUGUCCAGAUGAAAUCAUUUCAAGCACUUUUCAAACGUUUCAUCGAAGCGUCAGAAGAUAUUGAUUGGCACAAAAUUAAGCUUCUGCCUGAUGAUGAGAUCCAAGCAUAUUCACAACUUCCCGACAUAACGGACCGAAAUCUGACCCGAGAACAGUUGAACAAAUUAGUGGUUAUCAAACUAAAUGGUGGCCUCGGAACGAGUAUGGGCUGCACCGGGCCAAAAUCACUCAUAUCUGUUCGCAAUGACCUGACUUUCCUAGACCUAACUGUUCAACAAAUUGAGAAACUAAACACCAAGUACGAGUGCAAUAUUCCACUGGUCCUCAUGAAUUCAUUCAAUACCCAAGAGGAGACUGCAAAAGUGCUGCACAAGUACAAGAAUGUCAACGUUGAAGUUUACACAUUUAUGCAAAGCAUGUAUCCGCGACUUAAUCGCGAGUCCUUUAUGCCCAUUGCGAAGACCGUUGAUCCAAACCUUCUCGGUAGUUCCCCAUCCUCCCCUGAGUGCUUUGAUCACCCCGCCGUCGAUCUCUCUGGUUGGUAUCCUCCCGGUCACGGUGAUGUCUACCGCAGCUUCGUCCAGUCAGGUUUGGCUGCUGAGAUGUUGGCAGCUGGCAAAGAAUGGCUAUUUAUCUCCAACAUAGAUAAUUUAGGCGCUUCCGUUGACCUAAACAUCCUGAACUUCCUCAUAUCUGGUGGUAGGGGAAAAUGCUCUCCCGGUUUUGUCAUGGAGGUAACUGACAAGACCCGAAAUGACGUGAAGGGUGGUACACUGGUCAUCUACGAAGACAGACUGCGACUGCUGGAAAUCGCUCAGGUUCCCAAAGAGCACGUGGAUGAAUUUACCAGUGUGCGCAAAUUCCGUAUCUUCAACACCAACAACCUCUGGGCUAAUCUAAAGGAGGUCGAGAAAUUAGUGUCGACGAACCAACUAGCCAUGGAGGUCAUCUACAACCCAAAGACUCUGGACUCUGGUAUAAACGUCCCCAGAAGCCGUUUCCUUCCGGUAAAAACGACGUCCGACCUGCUGGUAAUGAUGUCCAACCUCUACGCUCUCGAGGACGGUCAUAUCUUCAUGUCUCCAAAGCGCAGUUUCCCAUCUGUUCCGCUUGUAAAACUAGGAGAAGAAUUUAAGAAGGUGAAGGACUUCCUUGCACGCUUUGCUAACAUACCCGAUCUCCUCGAACUGGAUCAUUUGACAAUUGCGGGCAACGUUUUCGUUGGUCGAGACGUCUCCCUCAAGGUAUGCUCCCUAGACUGCGCCUAUACGUAUGCCCAAACGAAUACUGUCUUAAAAUUACAAAAGCAGGGUUUUUCUAUAACUACCAGUGGGCACUGCGUAUCUGAUAUCGUUACUUUGUGUCCAUAG